Molecule: messenger RNA, 6841 nt
Organism: Cyprinodon tularosa
Lineage: Eukaryota; Metazoa; Chordata; Actinopteri; Cyprinodontiformes; Cyprinodontidae
Gene: otofa
Product: otoferlin a
Exons: 46
Coding region: 305-6286 (1993 amino acids)
Biological process (GO): plasma membrane organization; synaptic vesicle priming
Cellular component (GO): presynaptic active zone membrane; synaptic vesicle membrane
Molecular function (GO): calcium ion binding; AP-2 adaptor complex binding
Source: RefSeq, a predicted model, not a curated record
GCAGCGACCAGCGUAAAACCAAGCGCCAGGCUCAUGAAUGAGAGACACAGACUUUACCGCCAGGGAGCAUAAACGGAGUUCCGGAGAAAAUGUUGACUGGAGACUCUGAAUGAUUCAGUUUUAGACUCUUUCUUUGUCUUAGACAAGCUUGUAAUGUCCACGGUUCGGGAGAUGAAAUUGUUUUCUGGGCAGAACGCAUCCAGAGCCAAACAGAGGCUCCCAUUAAAUCAGUGAUUGCACCAAAUCGGUUCAAGUUUUUGUCUGCGUGGAGUAAAAAUUUACUCCCUCCCGCCAGAGAGCACCGAUGAUGUCUCUAGUGGUUCACCUGAAGACGGUGGCUCACCUUCGGGGGAAAGGUGACAGGAUCGCGAAAGUUACAUUCAGAGGUCUGCCCCUCUACAGCCGAGUAGCAGAGAACUGCGAGGAAGUGGCUUACUUUAAUGAGACUUUUCGAUGGCCCAUUGCCAGCAGACUUGAUGAAAAUGAAAUGUUGGAGAUCCAAGUCUAUAAUUAUAGCAAAGUCUUCUCAAAUAGACUGAUAGGGACUUUCUGUAUGGUGCUCCAGAAAGUGGCUGAAGAGGGACAUGUAGAGCUGACAGAUACCCUGAUUGAUGACAACAACACAUCAAUAAAGACCAAUGUCACUAUCGAUAUCCGAUAUCAGUCGAUGGACGGCACAGUAGGAAUGUGGAGUGAUGGAGAGUAUCUGGAUGUUCCUGAUGACCGGGAUGGGAUGUUUGCCUUUGAAACAGACAGCUUACUUUCAGGACAGAGCCACGGAUCAGGCACCUCUCCCGGCCGGUCACUGCAGGGGUCCAUACCAACCUUCCGGAAAGCAGGGAGAGGAGUUUUCUCAGCCAUGAAACUUGGAAAGACAAAAAGCUCAAAAGAUGACCAUAGGAGAGCAGAUGAACCAGCAAUCCUGGAAAUGGAAGAUCUGGAUAAGAAAGCCAUGCGUCUUGCUGGAAUGCUAGAGCCGGACACCAUAUCUUUGGCAUCUGUGACUGCCGUCACAGCCAAUGUUUCCAAUAAAAGAUCAAAGCCAGAUAUCAAGAUGGAACCAAGCGCUGGACGACCAGUUGAUUACCAGAUCAGCAUCACAGUGAUCGAAGCUCGACAGCUAAUAGGUCUAAACAUGGACCCUGUGGUGUGUGUGGAGGUUGGAGAUGACAAGAAAUAUACAUCCAUGAAGGAGUCAACCAACUGCCCAUACUUUAAUGAGUAUUUUGUGUUUGAUUUCCACGUCCCUCCUGAUGUCAUGUUUGACAAGAUCAUCAAGCUCUCGGUCAUUCAUUCUAAAAACCUUUUAAGAAGUGGAACAUUGGUGGGAACAUUUAAGAUGGAUGUUGGGACUGUUUACUUUCAGCCUGAACACCAAUUCUACCACAAAUGGGCCAUCCUGUCUGACCCUGAUGACAUCACAGCAGGGUCCAAAGGAUAUGUUAAAUGUGACAUUGCCGUUGUUGGGAAAGGGGAUAACAUCAAGACCCCACAUAAAGCCAAUGAGACCGAUGAAGACGACAUAGAGGGAAAUCUCCUCCUUCCAGAAGGCAUCCCGGCAGAAAGGCAAUGGGCAAGAUUUUAUGUCAAGAUCCACCGGGCUGAGGGACUUCCUAAAAUGAACACCAGCAUAAUGGCGAAUGUGAAAAAGGCUUUCAUUGGAGAAAACAGAGACCUUGUUGACCCCUAUGUUCAAGUGCAGUUUUCUGGGCAAAAGGGAAAGACAUCGGUCCAGAAGAGCAGCUACGAACCAAUCUGGAAUGAGCAGGUCAUCUUCACAGAGCUAUUCCCUCCUCUUUGCAAAAGGAUCAAGGUACAGAUUAGAGACUCUGAUAAGGUCAAUGACGUUGCCAUAGGAACCCACUUCAUCGAUCUACGGAAGAUCUCAAAUGAUGGUGAUAAAGGUUUUUUGCCCACCCUUGGUCCAGCCUGGGUCAACAUGUACGGUUCCACCCGCCAGUACACACUGAUGGACGAGCACCAGGACCUAAAUGAUGGGCUUGGCGAAGGUGUAUCCUUCAGAGCUCGCCUCCUUAUCUCUGUAGCUGUGGAAAUCCUGGACACCACAUCACCUGAAAUCAUCAGCUCGACUGAGGUUCAAGUUGAACCUAUUUCCAACAUCUCAGAGAGUGCAACAGGAAAAAUGGAAGAGUUCUUCCUGUUUGGUUCAUUUCUGGAGGCUACUAUGAUCGACAGAAAGAUUGGUGACAAACCAAUAAGCUUUGAAAUUACCAUAGGGAAUUAUGGCAACCAGAUAGAUGGAGUGAGCAAGUCUUCCUCUGUGAAGAAGAAAAAGAAAGAAGGCGAGAAUGGAGAGGAGGAAAAUGAACUGAUCCAGAACUCCAGUGAAGAUGAGGAUGACGAUGAUGGGGAACUGACCUCAGUCUCCUCAACGCCUCCCAUGAAGCCCUUUAUCACAGACAGAAAUUACUUCCAUCUGCCCUAUUUUGAGAAAAAGCCUUGUGUCUACAUCAAGAGCUGGUGGCAGGAUCAGAGGAGGCGACUUUAUAAUUCAAAUAUGAUGGAUAAGAUUGCAGACAAGUUGGAAGAGGGCUUAAAUGAUGUUCAGGAGAUUAUUAAGACAGAGAAGGCCUUUCCGGAGCGAAGACUCAGGGGAGUUUUGGAGGAGCUCAGUAUUGGCUGCAGUCGGUAUUUGACACUUGCCAACAAAGAUGUAAACCUGUCAGGCAGAACGAAGCUUGAUCGAGAACGGCUCAAGUCAUGCAUGAGAGAGAUGGACAGCAUGGGGCAGCAGGCCAGGCAGAUUCGCACACAGGUGAAGAAAAACACGGUCAAAGAAAAACUUAAGCUGGCGCAGAACUUCCUGCAGAGGCUCCGUUUCCUUGCUGAUGAGCCUCAGCACAGCAUCCCAGAUGUUUUCAUCUGGAUGAUGAGUAACCACAAGCGCAUCGCUUAUGCCCGGAUUCCUUCCAAAGAUAUUCUGUACUCCGUGGUGGAUGAAGAGACUGGGAAAGACUGUGGGAAAGUCAAAGCCGUCUUCCUCAAGCUGCCUGGGAAGAAAGGUUUUGGUCAUGCUGGCUGGACAGUUCAGGCUAAACUGGAGUUAUAUUUAUGGCUUGGCCUUAACAAGAACAGGAAGGAAUUCCUAAAUGGUCUCCCAAAUGGUUUCGAAGAGAUUAAAGCAACCAAAACAGGCCAGUCUGUGCCUCCAGUUACUCUCGUCUACAACAUGAAGCAGGUCUUCCAGCUGAGAGCUCACAUGUACCAAGCCCGCAGUCUGUUUGCUGCUGACAGCAGUGGGCUUUCAGAUCCCUUCGCUAGAGUUUUCUUCUCUGCACAAAGCCAGGUUACUGAGGUUUUAAAUGAGACCCUCUGCCCCACGUGGGACCAGCUGCUAGUGUUUGAUGAUGUGGAGCUGUUCGGAGAGGCUACUGAGCUGAGAGACGACCCUCCAAUCAUUGUGGUUGAAUUCUAUGACCAAGACACUGUGGGUAAGGCAGAGUUCAUAGGUCGGACGUUUGCAAAGCCCACCAUUAAGAUGUGUGAUGAGCCCUACGGGCCCCCAAGGUUCCCCCCACAGCUGGAGUAUUACCAGAUAUACAGAGGGAACAACACUGCAGGAGAGCUGCUGGCUGCUUUUGAGCUACUACAGAUUGGUCAAGGAGGCAGAGCUGACCUUCCUCCACUUGAAGGUCCAACAGACUCAGAGCGUGGACCCAUCCUUCCUGUGCCACUGGGAAUACGUCCAGUCCUGAGCCGCUAUCGCAUAGAGGUGCUAUUCUGGGGAUUAAGGGACCUGAAAAGAAUCAACUUGGCCCAAGUUGAUCGACCCAGGGUUGAUAUUGAGUGUGCAGGUCGAGGAGUUCAGUCGGCCCUCAUUCAAAACUACAAGAAGAAUCCUAACUUCAGCACCUUGGUCAAAUGGUUUGAAGUGGACUUGCCAGAAAACGAGCUGCUCCAUCCUCCUCUUAAUAUUCGGGUUGUGGACUGCAGAGCAUUUGGACGCUACAUCCUAGUGGGGUCCCAUGCUGUUUCCACCCUGAGACGCUUUAUCUACAGUCCUCCAGAUAAAAGCUGCAGCAAUUGGGCCUCUGCAGGUGACAUCGCCCUCAACCUAGAAGCAGAGCCUCCUAUCCGAAAGAUGGACACAGUUGUCAAGUUGGAUGCUAUGUCUGAUGCUGUUGUAAAAGUUGACAUGAGUGAAGAAGAGAGCGAUAAAGAAAAAAGGAAGAAGAAAAAGAAGAAGAAGGGAGGAUUGGAGGAGGAGGAAGAGACAGAUGAAAGAGUGCUGGACUGGUGGUCCAAAUAUUUUGCUUCCAUUGAGACGCUGAAGGAGAACCUAAGAUCCCAGGAAGCAGCUCAGACAGAAGCAGAGGACAGAGAAGACCUUGAGAUAGCAGCUCAGGGAGCAGAUAUCAGACCUGAUGAGCUCCAUCUAAAAGGCUCCAGGAUGAAAGAAAGGUUCAAGGACAAGAAGAUCUCCAAGGACAAAAAGAAAAGUCAUGCUGCGGACGCCUCUGAGAAACGGCCUCCUAAAACAAGAGUGGAAGAAAUGAUGGUGUACAACAAAGAGCUGGAAAGUGAGUAUGGAAACUUUGAGGACUGGCUUCACACUUUCAACUUAUACAGAGGAAAAGCCGGAGAUGAUGACGAACACGCCCUGGAUGAUGACAGGAUUGUGGGCAGAUUCAAGGGCUCCUUAUGUAUGUACAAAGUACCCCUUUCUCAGGAGAUCACAAGAGAAGUAGGUUAUGAUCCCAAUAUGGGGAUGUUCCAGAGCAUUCCUCAUAAUGAUCCCAUCCGCGUUCUUGUUCGUAUCUAUGUGGUCAGGGCAACAGACCUACAUCCUGCUGAUAUCAAUGGAAAGGCCGAUCCAUACAUUGUCAUUAAGCUGGGCAAGUCAGAAAUCAAAGACAAAGAGAACUACAUCUCUAAGCAGCUAAACCCUGUGUUUGGGAAAUCCUUUGACAUUGAGGCCACCUUCCCUAUGGAGUCAAUGUUAACAGUCUCUGUUUAUGACUGGGAUUUGGUUGGCACAGACGACCUCAUUGGGGAGACAAAGAUCGACCUUGAGAAUCGGUUCUACAGCAAGUACAGAGCAACCUGUGGCAUUGCGUCAAGCUACUCAGUGCAUGGAUACAACAUCUGGAGGGACCCUAUGAAACCCAGCCAGAUCCUAGCAAGGCUUUGCAAGGAAGGGAAGGUUGAUGGACCUCAUUAUGGACCAGGAGGCAAAGUCAAAGUGGCAAAUCGAAUUUUUACUGGACCAACAGAAAUAGAGGAUGAAAAUGGUCUGAAGAAGCAGACAGAGGAGCAUUUAGCCCUGAUCGUGUUGAAUCACUGGGAGGAAAUUCCUCGUGUUGGCUGCAAGCUCGUUCCUGAACAUGUGGAGACCAGGCCCCUUCUUAACCCAGACAAGCCAGGGAUCGAACAGGGUCGCAUUGAGAUGUGGGUGGACAUGUUUCCAAUGGAUAAGGCCGCUCCUGGACCUGCAAUCGACAUAUCACCACGGAAACCAAAGAGAUAUGAGCUCAGGGUGAUAAUUUGGAAUACUGAUGAAGUAAUACUGGAAGACGAUGAUUACUUCACUGGGGAAAAGUCCAGUGACAUAUUUGUCCGGGGAUGGUUGAAAGGGCAGCAGGAAGACAAACAAGACACAGAUGUGCAUUACCACUCCCUGACCGGUGAGGGCAACUUCAACUGGCGCUUCGUCUUCCCCUUUGAUUACCUUGUAGCUGAGGAGAAAAUCGUAAUCUCUAAGAAGGAGUCCAUGUUCUCCUGGGAUGAGACUGAAUACAAGAUCCCUCCUCGUCUCACGCUGCAGGUCUGGGAUGCUGACCACUUUUCAGCGGAUGACUUCCUGGGUGCUAUUGAGUUGGACCUGAACAGGUUCCCCCGUGGGGCAAAAACUGCCAAGCAGUGCACCCUCAGCAUGAUCCGAAAUGAGCAGGAACUUCCCACCAUUUCUAUCUUCAAGCAGAAAAGGGUCAAAGGCUGGUGGCCUUUUGUGGCACGUGAUGAGAACGACGAGAUGGAGCUCACAGGCAAAGUUGAGGCUGAGCUUCACCUUGUCACUGCAGAGGAAGCGGAGAAAACUCCUGUUGGACUGGGAAGAAAUGAACCAGAUCCGCUGGAGAAACCCAACCGUCCAGACACCACCUUCCUGUGGUUCCUGAGCCCGUUGAAGGCCAUCCGCUACCUGGUGUGCAACCGCUACAAGUGGCUGAUCAUCAAAGUCGUGUUGGCCUUGCUCCUGCUCGUCCUGAUUGGCCUCUUCCUCUACAGCAUGCCGGGUUACCUCGUGAAGAAACUUCUUGGAGCUUAGAGCAACACUGGGAGGAAGGGGAGGAUUAAUGGUGGGAGGUGUGGGGGGUACUGUCCUAGUGGAACGGAGAAAAACUCCUCUCCUUCCUCUCUGUACUUUUGAACUCCACUUGCUGUUUUAACACUAAAGAGAACUGACCAAACAGCAAUCUUUAACAUCAACAUAACCCCUGAUUUAUGCUUCUUUAAAAUGUUUUUAAUGAAUUUUUCUUUACCUGUUUGCUCAGAGUUCUAUUCAUGAAUGUGACAAACUGUCGGGAUAGUGGCCAGAUCAUUGCAUAGGGAUUCUUGAUAAAACUUUGCUCCCUUCUGUUUGAGCAUUUAAAAGAAAUUCAUUAACAUGAAGGGAAUAGCUGUGUACUCUACGAUACGCAGUAGUUGCAAACACCCCAGAAGUAAAAUUGAGCUUUUUAUUUUAUACUUUUAUUAAACUCUAAUAUCUUUAUAUAUUUUACUUCAAAGAAUACAGUGCUCUUAAAAAGUUUUUGUCGACCCAUAGAUUUCUCUUGCUGUUGUAUUUUUGUCAAUCAAAUCUGGAAAUCAGACAAGGAACUCA